AUGGGUGGGAUCCUUUCGGUGGUGAUAGCAACUUCCAAUGAUGGAAGAAAGUUCCCAGCACACUUUCAGUUCGGAGUAGCAACUUCAUCGUACCAGAUCGAGGGCGCAUGGAACGAAGACGGAAAGGGUGAAUCGAUUUGGGAUAGGUUGACUCAUGAGAAACCAGAAAAAAUUGCUGAUCAAUCGGAUGGUGAUGUUGCGUGCGAUAGCUACCAUCAGUGGCAACGGGAUGUUGAGAUGGUGCGUGAGCUAGGCGUGGACUUUUAUCGGUUCUCGUUGGCUUGGUCCCGUAUCAUGCCAACCGGAAUUAGCAACAAAAUUAACCUGAAAGGAAUUGAGUACUACGACAAUCUCAUCAAUGAGCUAUUGAAGUAUAACAUUACGCCGAUGGUGACGCUGUACCACUGGGAUCUACCGCAACGUCUCCAGGAUAUGGGUGGAUGGACGAAUCGCGAGAUCGUUGAGUACUUCCGGGAGUAUGCCCGAGUCGCGUUCGAGCGAUUCGGUGAUCGAGUGAAGAUUUGGGCUACCUUCAACGAACCCAAACAGCCAUGCAAGGAGUCGUACGAGCAGGACGCGAUGGCACCCGGACUGAAGUAUCCCGGAGUUUACAGUUAUCUCUGCUCACAUAAUGUCUUACUGGCUCAUGCGGAUGCCGUGGAGGUGUACCGUAGGCACUUCCAGAAAAGACAAAAGGGAAUGAUUGGAAUGGUCGUUGAUACGGCAUGGCAUGAACCCAACUCGGAGGAUGACAUCGAUGCGUCUGACCGUGCGAUGCAGUUCAAUAUCGGAAUUUACAUGCACCCAAUUUAUCACGGUAAUUACCCGCCCGUUAUGAUCGAACGCAUCGCUAAUCUCAGUGCCAUGCAAGGCUUUCACAAGUCCCGCUUGCCGACAUUCACGGCGAAGGAGAUGGCGAAGAUAAAGGGAUCGUCCGAUUACUUUGGAUUUAAUGCGUACACUACACGUCUGGUGUGGCAGAACGGUGCAACCAAUCCAGCAGGAUUCGAUGUACCAUCGUUUGAUCAUGACCGGGACGUGGUAGAGGCGGUAGAUCCUAGCUGGCCGACAUCGGCGUCGUCUUGGCUGCGAGUUUAUCCCAAGGGUCUGUCCCGAGCGCUCGCGUGGAUCCGUGACGAGUACAACAAUCCUCCGGUGUGGAUCACUGAAAACGGCGUGAGCGAUCGCGAUGGUACAUAUGACGUGCGGCGUGUCGAGUACUACAACUCGUAUCUGAACGCGGUGUUGGAUGCACUUGAUGAUGGGUGUGAUGUGCGAGGCUACACCGCAUGGUCGUUGAUGGAUAACUUCGAAUGGCGCGCUGGGUAUACGCAACGAUUCGGGAUUUAUUAUGUCAACUUCACGGAUCCUGCCCGGCCUCGGUACGCGAAAACAUCGGCUAAGGUGUAUGCCAACAUUGUUAAAACUCGAUCGAUCGAUCCUAGCUACCUGCCACAACCGGAUGUUUUGAUUCCUGAUGGAAAUUAA
Anopheles nili is the source of this 1488-nucleotide messenger RNA. RefSeq names its product myrosinase 1-like. The coding region runs from base 1 to 1488 and encodes 495 amino acids. The record is from RefSeq and is a predicted model, not a curated record. Gene Ontology annotation, biological process: carbohydrate metabolic process. Gene Ontology annotation, molecular function: beta-glucosidase activity. NCBI's taxonomy places the organism in Eukaryota, Metazoa, Arthropoda, Insecta, Diptera, Culicidae. The transcript is spliced from 5 exons.